Molecule: messenger RNA, 525 nt
Organism: Lathyrus sativus (Indian pea)
Lineage: Eukaryota; Viridiplantae; Streptophyta; Magnoliopsida; Fabales; Fabaceae
Source: the annotation of a GenBank genome assembly
AUGAGUUUGAUUGAAGAACAUACUUGUCACAAGACUGCUAACAAUAUAAGUACAAAGACCAGUGGCUUGCUAAAAGGUUUGCCAACACUCUUACACAUAGUCCCCAUAGGGAAACCAGCAGUCCUCAUAGCUGAAGCAGUUGAGAAAUGGGGAGUGAAACUAUUCCAUGACCAGGAAUAUAGGGCCAAAAGGAAAGCAAUGGAGUUGGUUCAAGGGGCUGGUAUUGAGGAGUUCUCUCAUUUGAGAUCUUAUGGACAAGAGAUAUUGAAAUCAAACCCUAAUAUUAUUGUUGUAAUACAAUGUGGUGAUAGUAAUGGCAACCAUGUAUUUGAAAGAAUUUAUGUGUGUUUAGAAGCUUGCAAGGCGGGGUUUUCAAAGACAUGUAGGCCACUAAUUGGGUUACACGCAUGCUUCUUAAAAGGAGAUUAUGGUGGACAGUUAAUGUCAGUAAUAGGGAGGGAUGGAAAUAACCAGAUCUUUCCAAUAUCAUAUGAUGUAGUAGAAACUGAAGCAAGAGAAUCUUAA